Phragmites australis (common reed) is the source of this 2419-nucleotide messenger RNA. Its product is annotated as protein DETOXIFICATION 54-like. Gene Ontology annotation, biological process: xenobiotic detoxification by transmembrane export across the plasma membrane. The coding region runs from base 281 to 1804 and encodes 507 amino acids. The record is from RefSeq and is a predicted model, not a curated record. The transcript has 2 exons. Lineage: Eukaryota; Viridiplantae; Streptophyta; Magnoliopsida; Poales; Poaceae. Gene Ontology annotation, cellular component: membrane. Gene Ontology annotation, molecular function: antiporter activity; xenobiotic transmembrane transporter activity.
UGCCCAUAAACCAAACUGGAGUUACAGGUACCUUUAUAGCCGCACCCGCAACAUGCAGAAACGGCAGCAUCAGUAUGGUCUUUCUUUGUAAUCCUGCACGAUCACAGCAGAAUCGCCGCGGGUUUUCUUUAACAACAGCCAGCCUAAACCACUGCCCAUAUAAGGGACAGAGCAGAGGCAAUCACAGCAGCGGCGGCGGCGGCGGCGGCGGCUAAAGAAAGAAACUUCCUCCUCUGCCUCUUUCACACAGAGCAGUUGCAGUGACACCCUUUGGCUCGGCAUGGCGAUCCCGCUCCAGGGUAAGGCGGCGCGGCAGCAGCGGGAGGACGGGAAGGGCGGGGGCCAGGUGGACGCGGGCGGCGACGACCAGCCGUCCGCAGCGGCGGAGCUGCGGGCGCUGUGGAGCAUGGCGGCGCCGAUCACGGCGCUCAACUGCGUCGUGUACCUGCGGGCGAUGGUGUCCGUGCUCUGCCUCGGCCGCCUCGGCCCGCUCGACCUCGCGGGCGGCGCGCUCGCCAUCGGGCUCACCAACAUCACGGGCCACAGCGUGCUCUUCGGCCUCGCGUCGGGGCUCGAGCCGCUCUGCGCGCAGGCCUUCGGCUCCCGCAACUACGACCUCCUCACCCUCUCCCUGCAGCGCGCCAUGCUGCUGCUCCUCAUCGCCGCGGUGCCCAUCGCGCUGCUCUGGCUGAACGUCGGCCCCAUCCUCGUCGCGCUCGGCCAGGACCCCACCAUCUCCGCCUCCGCCGCGGCCUACGCAGCGUACGCGCUCCCGGACCUCGCCGCCAGCACCGUGCUCCAGCCGCUGCGAGUGUACCUCCGCUCGCAGGGCAUCACCAAGCCCAUGGCUGCCUGCUCCGCAAUCGCCGUCGCGCUGCACGUCCCGCUCAACGUCCUGCUCGUCUUCGGCCUCGGUUUCGGCGUGCGCGGCGUCGCGGCCGCGCAGGCGCUCACAAACACCAACAUGGUGCUGUUCCUCCUCGCGUACAUCAAAUGGGCGCGCGCGUGCGAGGACACGUGGAGGGGCUGGGCGCGCCCCGCGGCGGUGGCCAGCGGGCUGGCCGGGCUCGUCAGCCUCGCCAUCCCCAGCUGCGUCGGCGUCUGCCUCGAGUGGUGGUGGUACGAGGUGGUCACCGUGCUCGCCGGGUACCUGCCGAACCCCGCCGCCACUGUCGGCGCCGCCGGCGUGCUCAUCCAGACCACCAGUCUCAUGUACACCGUUCCCAUGGCGCUCGCGGCCUGCGUAUCUACCAGGGUGGGCAACGAGCUGGGCGCCGGCAAGCCUCGUCGGGCGAGGAUGGCGGCGAUUGUGGCGCUCGGGUGCGCGCUGGUGAUCGGCGUCAUCCACGUGGCCUGGACCGUGGCGUUCAGCCGGCAGUGGGUGCGUCUCUUCACGACGGAGGCAUCGGUGGUGCGGCUGGCCUCCGCGGCGAUGCCCAUCAUCGGGCUGUGCGAGCUGGGCAACUGCCCGCAGACGACGGGGUGCGGCGUGCUGCGCGGGACCGCGCGCCCGGCCGUCGGCGCGCGCAUCAACCUGCUCUCCUUCUACCUCGUCGGCACCCCCGUCGCCGUGUACCUGGCGUUCGGCGCCCGGGCCGGGUUCCGCGGGCUCUGGUACGGCCUGCUCUCUGCGCAGGCCGCGUGCGUGGCGCUCGUCCUCGCCGCCGUGGUGUGGCGCACCGACUGGCACGUCGAGGCGCUGCGCGCCAAGAAGCUGGCUGGCCUCGAGCUCGCGACGGCCACCACCACCGAGGAGAGCAAGCGCCUCGUGGCUGUCAACCGCGAGCCGCCAGAGGACGUGUAGUGUAGCGCGCACUGGGUAGCUGCUACGACUAGCACCUGCGGCUUCCAGCGGAUUGGCGACUCGUCAGAGUCAAAUUCGUUGCCUUUUUGCUAGCUUUUGUGUCGUGUGCAGCUUCAGCGCAGGGCAGGGGCCUUGAUAGCUUCUGCUGGAUCGUUUCGUUCGUAGCCGACGCCGAGCACAUUGAUUAGCUAUGGUGGUGGUGAAUCAACGGUGAAUCGGUGAUGGUGGUGGUGGUGGAUGUCGCAGCUCGCAACUAGCACCCACAAGUUGCUUCUAGCAGCGUAGCAAGUGGUGACCAUGUUGCGUUGAGAUGUUUUGUGCUUGGAAAAUGACCUACCCAGCUAGCCAUGACCCAUCAGAGUUCCGAACCUAUCUACAUAGCAGCACUGCAGCAGUCACUUGAGAUAACGCAUGGGAUGGCGACGCCUUCCAAAGGAGGCUCUGCCUUUGCCGAAUCGCAAUCGCUUAUUUGUGCUGCACACUGCACUAGAGAAGAAGAGUUGCUAGCACGCACUAGUGUUCACCUGGGGCUGUGUUGUAGAGGCCAGAUGCCAUCAGUGUCUCAAAUGGAUCCUGUUCUGUUGCCUUUUUUCUAAACUAUAAUUCUACUGGCUA